UGUUUUUCAAAAAUGAAGUCAUUUCUCGUGUGCUUGUAUUUGUGCAUAAAUUCAAUAAGUUGUAUUAAUAUUUUGAAUAAAAGUGAUAAUGAAGCACAAAAUUUGAGGGCAGGAUUUUUUGAUUUUCUAUUCGGUGACCAGUCAACAAAAGUGGAAACGUGCAAAUGUAAAUGUGGAGUACCGAAUCGUCGACAACGUUUACUUGGUGGCACUGAUCUGAAACCGUAUGAAUUUCCAUGGAUUGGACAAAUCAUGAUUAAAGAUUCGGCACCGAUUGAAGCAACGCUGAUCAAUGAUCGAUUUGUUAUAACAGCCGCUUCGACCAUUUAUGGUUAUUCGCCGUACAAUAUGAAAGUUGUUUUGGGCGUUUACGAUAAUUGUUAUGCGGACAUUACAUCGGACACGUUUAGUGUUUCAAGUCUAAUAAUUCAUCCGGAAUUUCAGUAUAUAACACGCACCAACGAUAUAGCACUAGUACGGCUCAGUACAGUCGUGCCAUUUGAGAAGCGAAUCUCACCUAUUUGCUUACCAACACCCAAGAUGAAUUAUGAGCGAAAAGUAGCGACGAUUGCAUCAUGGUUUGAAGGGGUUACAUCGGACGGUUAUGAAACAUCCUCGUGCCAACCGAGAAGAAUUGAUUUGCCAAUUGGUGAGCACGAAAGCUGCACAAAAGCCACUCAAGAAUCACAGGGUUGCGUUGGAGUUGUUGGUUCACCAAGCAUACUUUGUAGAGACGAUGCCGGCAGUGGAGUUCUUUAUGGCACAUCAGCGGGAUAUUAUGAGCUGAUUGGCAUUUUAUCUGAUUAUCAAAGCUGUGCAGCAGCUUCUCUGCAUACUGCUCCAAAGGACGAUGAUCUAAGCUUACCCAUAUACACGAAAGUGGACAGUUACUUGGAAUGGAUUUUAUUUCAAACAAAAGGUUCAUGCUACUGUAAUAAAAUUUAA
Messenger RNA from Contarinia nasturtii (swede midge), 945 nucleotides. Its product is annotated as proclotting enzyme-like. Lineage: Eukaryota; Metazoa; Arthropoda; Insecta; Diptera; Cecidomyiidae. The transcript is spliced from 4 exons. The record is from RefSeq and is a predicted model, not a curated record. Gene Ontology annotation, biological process: proteolysis. Gene Ontology annotation, molecular function: serine-type endopeptidase activity. Bases 13 to 945 code for a protein of 310 amino acids.